Vitrella brassicaformis is the source of this 1106-nucleotide messenger RNA. The record is from the annotation of a GenBank genome assembly. Lineage: Eukaryota; Vitrellaceae.
UCAAGUGCGUCUGGCGACGGUGAUGGCGUCGUACCGCAUGGUGAUGGUGUUCGGUGCGCCGAGCAGGUUGAGCGCCGCCAGCUGCGUGUUGAAGAGCCGCCGCACGCCCUCGCGCACACGCUGGUUCCAAAGGGAAGCGGACGCCUUGCGCACGCCGGCCCUGCUGAUGACGCCACCGAGCGACGCCAUCAGCGAGCCGUUGAACACCUCCUCCGUCGCACCAGCUGGCAAGCUGCCUGCAUAGCCAGACCAACACAGACAGCCAAAUGUGACGCGCGGGAUUCCUCAGUCGGUCUGCCGAUUCCACUCCUUCUUACCGUACACAUCGAGAUGCACGUCGUCAAUGGCCGGCAGGUCGUGGCUCGCCCACUCCUGCAGCGGCCGGCUGCCAUCUAAGAUGCCACCCGCCGACACCUUGAUGUUCACCGACAGGCACAUUUCCCCCUCGCUGCUACUACUACCGCCCCCUCGCCGCCCCCCUGUCCCUCCCCUGUGGCCAUGUGCCUCUUGAGUGCACUCAGGUACACCACAGCAUUGUUUGCCGCGUUAAGGUGCGUCCCUGUGUCCACGAAUUGGAUGGUGCGGCACUGCGGCAUGCUGUUGGCGACCGUCCUGGCCAGGCCGUCGACCACCUCUGCCGACAGCUGCCGUGGCGGGCACCGGAAAAUUGUGGCGCUGGGGAAAUAUGUGCUGUCUGCGGCGGCGUUGAGGUCGGUCAGCUCAUUCUCGUACACCACUACAUCGGCGAGAUCGGCAAACUCACGAACGAGCUUCUGCACCUGCACAGAGACGACAUUGGGGACAACGAUUGCGUUGUGAUUGGAUGAAUGUGCAGCCAUCUAUGGUGUGUUUGGUACCCGAGAGCUUUCAUCGGCCAUCCACUCGAUGAGCUCCAGCUCCAUCUCGCCCUCGCAUUCUAUCUUGAACUGCGGCUUGUCGAGGGCUUGUGGCUGCAGCACUGCCUCCGAUAGCCGUGCCAACUCACGCAACACCCCCUUGUGCUCGGCCGUGAUCUUCCCCUUGACCGCGAUGGGCAGCUCGCGGAGGGACUUGCGGCACCCCCGCUUCAAAAGGGCCUCCCGCAUGCUGGCCAGCACAUCCCGCAU